Molecule: messenger RNA, 10640 nt
Organism: Xyrichtys novacula (pearly razorfish)
Lineage: Eukaryota; Metazoa; Chordata; Actinopteri; Labriformes; Labridae
Source: the annotation of a GenBank genome assembly
GGGAGGGGCCUGCCGGUGGGAGGAGCCGCCGACAGCGGGCAAAGCAGCCUGAAGUUUGGGUAAUUUAGCCAGGCAAGCUGAGAGGAGUGGAGCGACAGAAGAUAUCUCGGGCAGGAUAUUGGCACAUUUGUUCAUUGAUUCUUUGUUGAAGAAAGCUGAAAAAGUGCAAUCCAAAAGAUGGGGAACCGGGUCGCCCGUGAAGACUACGAAUGGGUGUAUACGGACCAGCCGCAUGCCGACAGAAGAAAGGAGAUCCUGGGUGAGCUAGCUUAUCUGUUAGCAAGUUUGGAUAAAGCCAUCGUUAAGUUCUAGGUAACCAUCAAAGUGAAGUUGUGUGGCCAUAUCGAUGAUUGGAGUUGGUUAAAGGUGUCAUGGCGCAUUUAAGCUGCCUGUUGUAGUUCCUGGCUUGUUUGCCAGCCUCACGAAAGUGAAGCUAACGGUUCCUUAUCAUGUAUUUGCUGCUACGUGUAAGUACUAGCUGAUAGACUGGGGUUAUGUUAAACGACGAGGGAUGUUUGUUUUGAAACUGCUUACUUUGUAUGUCAAGUCCUUCAGGAAUCCUCGUUGCCUAAUGUCAUAUGUGUCGUAACUAGUCCCAGCUCGGCAGUUAAAUGUACCACAGAAACAGUAGCGUCAGUAUAACAGCAGUUAGUUAACACUGGUCCUGUCGCCACUCCCUGAAAAUGGUUACAAGUGACCGUUGAGCUCCCUGACGGUAAAGCUGUAACGGUUUAACAAGAGGACGCUCCACAUACACCCAGAAAACUCCAUAUCACUCAACUUUGAGUUUCUUUCUAAAUGUUCCUGACAAGAGAUGAAGCCUUAAAAGGCACAUUUUAACAAGCUACCGAGCAAAAUCACAUGACGCCAAAGAAAAGCCCAAAUCCUUCUUACACAACCUGAAAUUCUCACUUAGAUCAUUGACAUUCAUGUCGAUCCAAGGUUCUUAUUGCUUUUCCAAAUUACAGCCGAUUAAUCAACUUUCUUAAGAUUCACAGAAAUCAUCAUUUUAGUCUCAUAUUACCCAAAAUCUUAGAAACAGAUGAGAUAAAUGUUCAUACAAAAAAGACAAAAGUUGUUGAACAUUUACAAUCAAUUAAUUAGAAAAGAGACAUGUCAACGAAAAACAGAGAGGUGAUGUUGACUAGAGGGAUUUCUUCUUUCUUCUGGGAGGCACAAAAGGCAGCCUGUGUGUCCAAGUGCUCUUUACUGACAGUUAGGUGGUCUCACUCAGUGAUUUGGGACCAGGACUUGGUGUUUGAUGUUUUCUACAAAGCUUUCGAACCACUCCAGUCUUUUGACUUUGACUGAACAUGCACUCCAGUUAAUUGGUCAACACUUAGUACUGCCAUUGUGGUUAGAGUGAAACCAAAUCCAUGGACAGAGACACUCAUUCACAGCAGAGCAGUCUACUGGGCUAAAUUAUUCACCUUAGUGCUAACUGAAGGCAGCUGCAUCAGGAGACUCUCAGGCAUUGUUACUCUGCACAACAGGGAGUUUGUUUGCUUUUGUCAAACACAAUAGAGGGCAGAAUUGUGGUUAUUAAAGGUUCAAAAAGAGCACAAUAUUUAACAGUGUUUACAGGACCACGAUAAAUAUGUAUAACAUAUGUUCUCAAACAUGGGCAGCUGUGGCUUGGCGGUUGAGUAAGCUGUCUCCCAUUGGGUAUGUGGGUAGUAUGAUAAGAGCUUUGCAGACCACAUGUCAAACUGUCUUUAAGCAAGACACCAAACCCCAAACUCUUCCCAGGUGGCACAGCCCGUGGUGUAUCCCCAGGAUUAGUUAAUACUGGUGGGCACUUUUAUCGGCUUCCUCUGCUAUCAAAGUCUGAGUAGCUGGAUGUGACAUUGAGUAAGAAAUCAGUUGGAGUGGUUGAGGACUGCAAAAGCACUUACUAUUUACUGCUGUCAGCAGUAUCCUGAAAAAGGACAGAUAAUCAACUGCCCUGGGUGAGUGACUGAUUAUCAGUAUUCAUGGCAUAAUUAAUGACGCUCAUAUUUUUUAUAAUGAAACCAGCAUGCUGUGGCUUGUGCCACAGUUUAGUGAAUUUUUUUGUAGUGGUCUAAAAAUCAUAUUUGUAACAUAACUUUUCUCCUCAUGGCCAUAGCUGCAGCUGUGCAUUUCAAGGCUCAACAUAUCUUCAUUUGUUCCAAUAAUGUAUUACAACUUUAAAUUUCCUCACUUAAUUAGGAAUACCCAAAUAAUAAUACCAACAAUUGCACACAGACAGAUAAACCUGAAUGCACUUUUCCAGAUUCCUUUUCAGAUGUUAAAAAGGAAUACCAGAUACACAAAGAAACAGUUUUGUUAAAUCUAGACUCUGUUUAUUCUUCACAUUUUGAUUGCAACUGGCUGCACAUUACAUGUUCUUCACAUAUUCUACUGGCCUACUACAACAUAAAAAGCUCCAGUAUUUCAAUAGUUUGUUAUCCGUCUAAGUAUAUUAACAAACAUGAAACAAAAAUCUUUGUCAAACGGGAUUUCUUUACUCUACAAAAAGGGUUUUUACCUUACUCGGGUUUUUUUUUACCACAUAAUGUGCAUUUUGUUCAUUCAGCAGACAUGUAUGUUUGUUUAUUUUUUAAAACAGGAAAGUGCACAUCAGUCAACAUUUCCUUAGUACACUUCAACAUGAAUAUGCCAGAAUUAGCACAUUAGUUAAUUUUCAUCAGUUGUUCUUACAAAAAGCAGAAAACAGAUUUAAAGUAACCGAAAACUUCACAGCACAAUUCACAAGACAGUCAACAAAAACACAAAGUUUGACAAAUAAGAUGGACACAAUUUUUACACAACAAAUAACUCACAAACGGAAAGCUAUUUAAAAGUAGGACACACCAAAGCCCUCAGCAGUAAGCAGUGGCAGAGGAGGCGCACAUUAUAAAUAAUGACAGGGCUGGUUUGUUUUCGGACUGUGUUUAAGUUUCUUUUUAGAUUAGAUUGAAUUCAACUUUAUUUAAACUUUAUUUAAAUGUUACACAGUUAUUACUGACUCUGAUUUGUGCCCGUUAUGUGUUUCAUGAAUUUGCACCUCUGAUAGACACCAGCAUCUGACUGAACUCUGUUCUAUGCCUCUGUUGGCUGCUCUAGUUCAUUCUCUUGUAUUUAUCCUGUCGUCCUUUUUCUGAAUCAUUUAAUGGUAGGGGGGCAAGCCCAUUAAAAAUGUUUAAAAAGGACAAACUGAGUCAAAGUUUAAAAUACUAUACUCAUUAAUGAUAUUACAAUAAUGGAAAUGGAAUAGUUUCCUGUCUUGGAUUUUGACCGUCUUCUUGAAGAGCGAUAUGAUAGGUUUGUACUUGCUGUUUUAUGUGAUCAGGUUGUAUAACAGUACGUUAUAUGAGAGUAAAUCAUUAGUGAGAAAAGGUCGUUUAUGACGGUCUUAUAUGACUUAUAUUGCCACAUUGAACUUUAAGAUGUCAGAGAUUUUCUUAACAUGAUCUUUUUAAAAGUCAAAUUUCAGUCAUAAAUUAAACCCAAGAUUAGGCCUGUCACGAUAACAAAUUUUGCUGGACGAUAAUUGUGCUACAAAUUAUUGCCGAUAAACGAUAUUAUUGACACCGUUUUUUAAAUUAUAGAUAAUGAUAAUAUAUGGCAUAAUAAUGUGAGUACACCAUGUCAAAAGCAAUAAACUUUAAUUGCUCAAGAUUAAGAACUUUGAACUAGGAUGAACAAAUAUAAUAAACAAACAAGAAAACCAAAAAACAAUGAAAAUAAAAUGGACCCACAUUCUGUUUAAUAAAAAACUGCAUUCAAUUAAAAACCACAAUCACAACUACAAACAAUAAAAAAAUAGACCUUGUCUCUGGUACGGAACAAAAACUUCACUCCACACAUAACUAUUAAAACAAUAAAUAAAGUGGAGUCUCGAGUCUGUAAACAAAAUUGCACUAAAUAAUUAGCUUUGUGCGCUAUUCCUCAACAGGUCAACAAAGAACAUGCAUGCGCACCUCAAUCAGAAUCAUCCCCGCGGAUGAUUGUGCUUGAGGUGCGCAUGCAUGUUCGUCGUAGUCCCCUUCUUUGUCACCAAAACUUUCGAACAAAUGCGACAUAUCGUCCGUGUUCGUGGGCUCACCUCUUUCAUUUUAUUUGAAACCGAAAUGUUCCCACACUGGGGCUGUUGCGUUGGGCUUAAACACCAAAGCUGUCGUUUCAUCAUUCAUUGCGUUUGCUCCGCGCUGUGUCAGUAAGUCUGCGUGUGUGCCUGUGCGCGCCAGUCCCCCCCCGUCCCUGUGACAAAGAGACUGAAUGACUGACAGGAGGGUUCACUCACUGCGUUCAUUCCGCUAUAGAGCCAACGCACCCAGGUGUCGACAAAAAUGCGCAGAGUGAGACCUCUUCUCUCAUCCAGCGUGUUUGGUAGCGAGAGAGGAGGAAAACAAACGCACGUCAAUUAUCGAGGCUGGCAAAGUUAUCGACCUCGUUUUUAUUUAUCGAGCGAUAAGGCGAUUUAUUGAUUAUCGCGACAGGCCUACCCAAGAUAUUGUCAUUGUUCCACCACUUCCAUUGACCAGGACGGAUUGUUCCUGGCCUUCCGCUGCGAGGCAGGAGAAAAAUAUGCAUAUAGUUUUCUGAAAACUGCUGAAAACAAACAGCAUCAAACUUUUUGCCAACUGAUAGUUGUCGUGCACAACCACCACCAAGAUUUCCGUUAGAUACGGAGUAGUCAUACAAAGCGAAGUAGCAGCACUUCAUGACACACUUCUGUGUAAAACUAAGAGCAAGACACGUGUGACCAAACACCACGGUUGUGGCUCCUGCACAUGUUACAUGUUGAGGUCUUUGUCUGGAGUACAGUUAUUUUAAAUCAUCUUAAUGGAACUUCUGUCACUUGCUCCAAACUCCAAGGGCGAUCUAUGGUGUGUUACGCCGCUAGUGGACAAUCCAACUACCAUUUUUAACCUUAAAAUUGUCUGGCUGCCAGUUACAUGGAAGGAUCAUGGCUGCUUUGAAGGUCUAACUGAACUGAGAUGCCCUCCCGUGUUGACUGUGCUGUGUAUGUCAUGCUUUCAGUGAUUAUGAUAAGAAAGAUGUGAUAAGAGGAUUUACUACAUAACAUUCCUGUGUCCUCAUGCCUUCUCCAGCCAGAACAAUCAGAGCCAUAUCAUCUGUCAGCAAACACUGUGAAACAACAGAUUUACAAACUGCACACGCAUUGUUAAAACUGGUCACCAAUAUGGACUGAUAUUCUGGAUAGAAAGAAUAAGUUUUAAAUGAACUUGGGAAAUGCUUAAAGUAUAUUUAGUGUGCCUAAUCUCACAGUCUAACAUGACCUAUUACAUUGUAAUAUAAAACCAUAUCAGGGUGGGAGUUUGGAUUUGGUUUCAAUUGAUCUCAUUACUUUCACUGAUAAGAUACUAGAGUGUGACCCUAUAGCUACUGGAAACACACUGAUUACGGAAUCUCAUUUUAUCAAGGUCUGACCUGCUGAUUGUAAAACUGGCUGAUGAAAUCCUCUGUCUUUUAAAGAACUUUAAUGAUUUAACUUGAGUGAUCGUUUGAUAGAAAUUUCAAAAACAUUGACUGCUCCCACAGAAAACUGAAGAAUUUCAGUAUUCUUUUGUGCCACGCAAUGUUUGGCCGAAGUGUUGAGUAAAAAUCAAGCUUAAAAAAACAACAGUGCAUUAUCUUUCAUGCAUCAACAGCACAUUCUGAGGUUCAUAUAAUAGUUUUUUUACUCAAUAAGUGAAAGGAGUAUAGAGGGGAUUUCACCACCUCAUUAUCUCCAGCUGCAUUCUCCCCAACAAAUAACUUCUAUCAGUGUCUGUUUCAUUUGUUUAUUAUGUACAGUCUGUUUAACUGACUGCCAGUCUUCUUUGUCGCCUCAGUGAACCACAGUUGUGACUGCAAAGAGUUUUCUAAUUUUCUGUCCUUCAAAUAUCAUGAUUCACUCUUGUAUGAUAUUUCAAAGUACGCAGGUGAACAUUUUGAAUCCCUUGCUUAGUGCUGAGGUUUAGCUCUUUUAUAAUCAUAUCCAUCAAUAGGUGAACCUCUGGUCUAGUGAUGCACGAUAUGAAAAAUUUCAACCGAUACCGAUAACCGAUAAUUUUCUUCUUCUCAUGGCCGAUACCGAUAACCGAUAAAUUCAUAUUUUUACAUUUAUUAUAAUCUUCAUAUAAUCUGCAAUUUGAGCAGGAUGCAGCGAUUGAAAACUGAUGUUUUUGUUGCUCUGGCCUAUCUAGAACAACAAAAAAAAAUUUUUGGCUCUUCAAAUGUGGUCAUUUGCUAUAAAUAACAAUAACAGAGCAAAAAGCAGAGCUUCAUUUGAUCCCCUGAACUGUUCAACAGAACUGUAGACUGUAAAGGAGCUAUUAUGAGACGUUAGGCUUAGCAUGCUGACCGGACUAACAUCUGACGUCCAUAUGUCUGUGGUAAAACUCACGUGUAGUCCGUUCUUGUCGAUCAGGUUGUGAAUGUAUGUGGCGACAAUAUCAUAGAGUGCAGGAAGAGACACAUCCGAGAAGAAGCGGCGGCUUGGGAGAGUGUAACGUGGCUCAAAGUGUGCUAUUAACUUACGUAAACCCGGGUUCUCAACGACGGAAAAAGGCUGGUCGUCGACCGCUUUGAACUCCAUCACUUUGUCGUUAAUGGCUUUAGCCUUUUCGCUGUCUCUUGAGAAGCUUUUGCAGUUUUGAAACGCCUGCUGAAUGGGGACAUCGAUCCUCCGUAGUGUUGUUGUCUUAGCUUUAGUACCGCUAGCAGCUUCGGCGGCUGCCUCAUAGUCUUUUAAUACCGCUUCGCCGCGAUGGCAACUUUUCAGAUGAGCUAUCAGAUUCGUUGUGUUAAAACUUGACGUCUUCUUUCCUCCUCUCGGAAUCCUCGCUGAACAGGUUUUGCAUAUAGCAAUGCUGUUGUCAUCUUCUGCCACUGAGAGAAACGACAAUGCUGGUGAAGACAUUUUAUUAUCUGUCAGGUAGUGACGGGGUCAGGCUUGGGACCUGCGAGUAAGGCGCGAUAGAUGACGUAUCCAGCGUGUCUCGGACGGGCGGCUACUCCGCCUGCAAACGUUACUCGUAAUUUCAUUAAUAUAUCGGAUCUUUCUAUCGGAAAAAUGCACCUAUCGGACCGAUAAAAAAUGACGUAAUUUUCCCCCAAAUCGGCCGAUAUUUUAUCGGUCCGAUAAAUAUCGUGCAUCCCUACUCUGGUCUUGACAAAUAGAUGUAACUAAUAUCAGUGUGAAUAAUAAUUGAUGACAAAGUGGCACCACACACUGAUAAAUGCACAUUUUACUGAUAUUCAUUAGUUAGCUGUUGGUAGGAUAACAAGUACGGUGGCUUUUGGGGGAGCGGGAAAAUUUCUCAGACCCCACAAGGACCCCUGUCAUAAUUUUCCUCUGAUGACACCAAUAUCUUUUGCACUUGUGAGCCUCAGACUGCAUAUUUUGUAAGAAGCUCCUGUGUUUGGUGCACUUCCUGUUUGUUAACAGGAAGUGAACCAAACUGCGACUUAUUUCAUUCACAUUCAACAACAUCACAGGGAAAUGUCCUUAAAAUGUCUGGAAUGCUAAAAUAAAGGUAUAUGAUACUUGACUUAGUAUUUAGCCUGACUACAUUGAAAUACUUGUUUUGGCCUCAUCAGUCUGUCUUGUGAACAUGGAUUCAGCCACAAUAGUGUUGAUGAAUUCAAGGUUUCUCUUCUCUGUUACUUUCCUUUUUACACACUGAAGGAGGAAUUCUUCUGUGUAAAUCAACUUUUUCAGCAUUAAAUCCGAUGAUUAUGUGCAAAGUGUCUCCCAGAUAAACUGAGGUGUCCUGUUCUUCUCUUCACAGCCAAAUACCCAGAAAUCAAGUCAUUGAUGGGUCCUGACCAAAGGCUGAAGUGGAUUGUAUGCAUGAUGGUGGCUAUACAGUUUUUAGCUUUUUACCUGGUCAAGGACUUGGACUGGAAAUGGGUUUUGUUUUGGACUUAUGCCUUUGGCAGCUGUAUCAACCACUCAAUGACCCUUGCUAUUCACGAGAUCUCCCACAAUACAGCGUUUGGGAACAACAAAGCCAUGUGGAAUCGCUACUUUGCCAUGUUUGCCAACCUGCCCAUCGGCCUGCCCUACUCUGCCUCUUUCAAACGCUAUCACUUGGACCAUCACCGCUACCUGGGUGGAGAUGGGGUGGACGUGGACAUCCCCACUGAGUUUGAAGGCUGGUUCUUCUGCACACGCUUCCGCAAAUUCAUUUGGAUUAUCUUGCAGCCACUGUUCUAUGCCAUCCGACCUCUCUGCAUUAAUCCCAAACCCAUCACGCAGCUGGAGGUGACCAAUGUAGCCUGUCAGCUCACCUUUGACAUCCUGCUGUACUGGCUGGGAGGGGCUAAGCCUCUGUUCUACAUGUUGGCCGGGUCCAUGCUGGGAAUGGGCUUGCACCCCAUCUCGGGUCACUUCAUAGCUGAGCAUUACAUGUUCCUUAAGGGCCACGAGACCUACUCCUACUAUGGUUCCUUAAACCUGCUCACCUUCAACGUUGGGUACCACAAUGAGCACCACGAUUUCCCCAGCAUCCCAGGACGUAGGCUGCCCAUGGUACAUAACAGUGGAGAGUAUUAUUACUCUCAAACACACACACAAACACGCACAUGGGAUGGAUGGAUUUGGUUUUCAGAAAACAUGUUCAAAUUAAACGUGCCAAGCCAGCGAGAAGGAGAGGUUGCUAAUUAAGUUAGAGGGUGGAUGGGCGCAGUGUAAGUUGUAGGGUGGAAUAUGAACUGCCCUAAAGGAGAGAUUAGACGUUAUUGUUGUGUGAUUGUGCUUCAGAGCUUAAGCACUGUGAAACAAGUGAACAUUGCUGCAGCCAGGGUCAUGCUCUGUCAUGCCCGUAGUGGCCUUUCUGCCCCACCAGUGCUUAGACAGCCCCAGAGGAUCAUGGAUCUCACCUCAUCACCCCUGUCAUAAUGACAGAGACAACUAUCAGCAGUAAAGAUAUGGCCCAGCACGAAAGAAAAACUAAACAUUGAGAAGCAAGACCAUAAAAUAAUCUACUGGUGUGUUAAGCUGUAAAAGGGCUCAAACUUGGAUACUUAAGUCCAUUUACUGCAUGUUCAAGUCCAACAACUCUAUCAACAUAAGGAGACUGUGUAAACAUUUAUAAAACAGGUUAGAUUGUUUGAUAAAAAAAAAUACUGUGUAUGCUCAUAAAAUCUGAUGCCAGCAACAGUCUGUACAGCAGCAGACCCAGAAUCCAUAAUUUCCAAAAAGAGUGUCAAAUCAUAAUUUGCCAGACCACAGUGCAGUUUUUAGUUCAGUGCAUCUUGAACCAGUCAGUGAUCACUUGCAGAGCUAAAAGAUUGGCAGCUACUUCAGGAUGAUCUGUUUCAAACAUGUGGGAAUAACCUUUUUUACCUUUUAUUGUUCACAGGUGAAGAAAAUAGCCGCAGAGUAUUAUGAUGAUCUGCCUCAGUACACAUCAUGGAUGAAGGUCCUGUAUGACUUUAUCAUGGACGAUGCACUGAGCCCAUACUCCCGGGUCAAGAGAAAGCUGAGGGGAGAUGUCAAACAGGAGUAACUUCAGCAUGGCUUCUCUGGAACCAAGCUGCAGCAUCCACCAUGACAGCAGCCCUGCUCACUAUCCUAGAGACUUAAUAGCUUCUGCAUAAUAAUACACUUAGCAUGUGAAAUAAGGCUGGAGAUUGUGUACAUUUGGGGGGGUUUGGUCGAGUGCUUGACCAGGUGAUGGAUGUUCAGCACCAGAGAUUUUUGAGUGUAAUUAUGGGCAGUAUCCAGGACUGGUUUUACAAUCACUUUGGCUUACCGGCCAUAUGAAACCAUAGACAUGGGUCCCACAGUCACCUGCUUAACCAUUCGGCAAAUGUUGAAACAAGACAGUCUUCAAAUGAACUUUGACUGCUGAUAUGAAACAGACUAACGAAAGUGUCACCAAUCAGAAUUGUUCAUAAGAACAUGUGUUUGUCCAAUCAGUCCUAGAAUUUCACAAGCUAACCAGCCGAACUGUCCACCACCAAGUCCAGGAACUGGACUACACAAUCUCACUGUAGUCUACUCCAGAGUUAGGCUGAAUGAACCCCUUCCAUUUGUGCUUUGCAGUUUAAGGUCAACACAGCAAAUUUGCCAUACAGCAUCACUUUGUGUUUGUGCGUGCGUGUGUGCGUGUUUCUGAGAAGACCGAAAGUGACCUGAGUAAUUUAACAUCCACCCCUAUAAACUGAGUGUGAUUCUGUCUGGUUUUUGAUUUAAUGGAGAGGCUCACUAUGUAAUGAAGAGGUAAACCCUUUUUAGCCUGUGACACUUGGUUACCAGUCUUCACUUCUCUACUUUUUAAUGUGCUGAAUUCAAGUGAUAUUUACAGCUGUCAUGCUAACUUGCACAGGCAACCACUGGUAAACUUAAAUUUAGCUGGUUUAGGAUUUUGGUGUAUGUGAGAGGGAAGUUUCAAGCCCAUGAGUGCCUCAGCUCCUUUCCUUUCAAUUCCAUGUUUGUAGUCUUAAUUAGAAUUUUAUGAAUUUAUUCACAUUUGUGAAAAACUAAAUGCCAAAAAAUGUCCUUUUUCCAAAACCUAUUUAUUUGGAUCACUUUGGAGCUAAUAUCAGAAAAGACUAAAAAAAGAUGAUCACCUCUGGGCAAAUUAGUCCAAGUUUUGAGACGAUGUUGAACAUGUUUUCUGUCGGAGGUGCUCAAAAUAAACUCAACUGUAAUCAUGGAG